This is a messenger RNA of Cydia splendana, 585 nucleotides long. Its product is annotated as aquaporin-like. The transcript has 4 exons. Gene Ontology annotation, molecular function: channel activity. Gene Ontology annotation, biological process: transmembrane transport. Bases 16 to 585 code for a protein of 189 amino acids. The record is from RefSeq and is a predicted model, not a curated record. Gene Ontology annotation, cellular component: plasma membrane. Lineage: Eukaryota; Metazoa; Arthropoda; Insecta; Lepidoptera; Tortricidae.
GUCCUUCUCGCGGCAAUGCUAGCGCGGCGCGUGGCGCCCGGGCUGGGCGCCGGCAUGUUCAGCGCGCAGCUGCUGGGCGCCGCGACGGGCACCGGUCUGCUGCGGCUACUGGCGCCCGGGUCUGACGCCGCUGAUUUGUGUCUGACAUUGCCCAUGGAUACCUUAUCAGUGUACAAGGCGGUGUGCAUUGAGGCCGUACUGGGAGGUCUAUUGGCGCUAGCCAACAUGGCGUCAUGGGACCCUCGCAAUCGACUGCUAGCCGACUCAUGGCCGCUACGAAUAGGUCUGAGUGUUGCUGGCCUAUCUAUAAUUGCGGGUCCGCUGACGGGUGCGAGCAUGAACGCAGCACGGAGUUUUGGGCCUGCGCUGUGGAGUGGCCACUGGGAGCACCAUUGGAUAUAUUGGGUGGGUCCCCUAAGCGGUUCACUACUGUGCACGCUCCUCUACCGCCGCAUAUGGGCGGUCGACGGUAUGCCGCCGGCGCGCGCGGCGCCCGACGUCACCGCAGCAUUGCCGCUGCGGCGCGAGCGCGGAUCGCUGGAUCCUGCAGUGGAGCCCCAUAAUAAGACCCAUUAUUCUGUGUGA